UCUCGAUUAUCAUCAAUUUUAUUCUUCUUUUACUGUCUAUUUCGCCAAGUCACCUGGAAAAUGGCUGAAAGUGUUCCUCAGCAAGCGAGUGAUAUAAAUGCGGAAGACCAUCAAGCGUACAUGAAAUUUGCGCUAUCUCUUGCUACCAAAUCCCCGCCAAAACCUACCAACUAUCGAGUCGGAGCAUUGGUCGUGGACAUAGCUACGAACGAGAUCUUGGCAACAGGGUAUACACUCGAGCUUCCCGGUAACACUCACGCUGAGCAAUGCUGCUUUGAGAAGCUUGCAGAAAAGUACGAUAUUGCAGCAACCCGCAUAGGUGAAGUCCUCCCGAACCAAGUCGCACUUUACACCACAGUAGAGCCAUGUUCCCAAAGGCUCAGCGGAAACCUACCGUGUGUGGAUAGGAUAUUAGCCAUAGGGAAUAAGAUCAAGACGGUUUACGUCGGAGUUCAUGAACCGGAAAAGUUUGUUAGCGAUAAUUCUAGCAAGCGGAAGUUAGAGAAUGCCAACAUCGGGUUCGUGCACGUCUCCGGAUUUGAAAAGGAAAUAUUAGAAGUUGCAACAGCAGGUCAUGAUAAGGCCAGCUAAAUGGAACUGCUGAUGGAACUAUUUGCUGUCAUUAUGCAUACUAUUGUAUCUGACAUCCAUCACUUCACCUUGGCCAGAAGCACGUAUCAAUACAUUCUAUUGAUGUAUAAGUAGACUACUGGGGUAUAAAGGAGACAUUGUCUAAAAAAGGAAUUGGAUGGGCUUAAAGAAACCCUGGGAAAAUAUGACCAUUAAGAAUAAAUUUAUCUUCGAGUUGGAUCCAGAUGAUGCAUGAGGAGGGGUCCUUCUGAGAGAAUAAGAAGAAACAUAUAUAACACCCAAAUCGAAUUAAAAAAAUCAAGUCACAAAAGAUAAAGUCGAACCUAAUUCGAGGGUCGAACAUGUCAGAUAGCGCUGUUUUAUGAAUAAAUAACCUUCAAAGUUACCAGGGAGAAAGCAAAAAAAAAAGAAAAA
This is a messenger RNA of Daldinia vernicosa, 1005 nucleotides long. Its product is annotated as cytidine deaminase-like protein. The record is from RefSeq and is a predicted model, not a curated record. NCBI's taxonomy places the organism in Eukaryota, Fungi, Ascomycota, Sordariomycetes, Xylariales, Hypoxylaceae. The coding region runs from base 61 to 591 and encodes 176 amino acids. The transcript has a single exon. Gene Ontology annotation, molecular function: catalytic activity.